AUCGAGUUACCACUUACCGCUGCACAGGUACUUACUUCGUUGUUCUUUCUCUGUACGUGAUUAUUGUGUUGUCGUGUACAUACACGUGGUACAGAAUUUUGUACAAAAAAGUCGAUACUGUUUAAAUAAGCUUUUUUAUAAAAUAAGGUACUCUACCACCAUGGAUACUUCUAUGACAGGCAAAGAAAUUCGUCAAACAUACAUCGAUUUCUUUAUUAGCAAAGGUCAUAAAUAUGUUCAUUCUUCAUCCACAAUUCCACUUGAUGAUCCCACUUUGCUUUUUGCAAAUGCAGGAAUGAAUCAAUUUAAGCCAAUAUUCUUGGGUUCAGUUGAUCCAAAUUCUGAUAUGGCUCAAUAUGUGAGAGUAGUAAAUACUCAAAAAUGUAUUAGAGCUGGCGGUAAACAUAAUGACUUAGAUGAUGUUGGAAAGGAUGUUUAUCAUCAUACAUUCUUUGAAAUGAUGGGGAAUUGGUCAUUUGGUGAUUACUUUAAAAAAGAAGUAUGUGCCUGGGCAUGGGAACUUCUUACUGAAGUUUAUAAGAUACCAGCAGAUAGGUUAUAUGUCACAUAUUUUGGUGGUGAUAAAACAUCAGGGUUAGAACCAGAUUUAGAGUGUAAAAAUCUUUGGUUGAAUUUAGGUCUACCUGAAUCUCAUGUAAUCCCAGGUAGUAUGAAGGAUAACUUUUGGGAAAUGGGGGAAACUGGACCAUGUGGUCCCUGUUCUGAACUACAUUAUGAUAGAAUUGGUGGUCGAGAAGCAGCUCACUUAGUAAAUAUGGAUGAUCCAGAUGUCCUUGAAAUUUGGAAUUUAGUGUUUAUUCAAUUUAAUAGAGAAAAUGAUGGAUCAUUAAAACUAUUGCCCAAAAGACAUAUUGACUGUGGUCUUGGUCUUGAACGUUUAGUUUCUGUUAUCCAAAAUAAAAGAGCAAAUUAUGAUACUGAUUUAUUUGUUCCUUUAUUCAAAGCUAUUGAAAAUGGCACAAGAGUAAGACCCUAUUCAGGAAAAGUGGGAGCUGAUGACAUAGAUGGAAUAGACAUGGCAUACAGAGUAUUAGCUGAUCAUGCAAGGACUUUGACUAUUGCUUUGUCAGAUGGUGGAUGUCCAGAUAACACUGGCAGAGGUUAUGUUUUACGAAGAAUUUUAAGAAGAGCAGUUCGCUAUGCUUCUGAAAAAUUAAAUGCAAAACCAGGUUUCUUCGCAACUUUAGUAAAUACUGUAGUAGAGAUAUUAGGGGAUGUGUUUCCUGAAAUUGGAAAAGACCCCGAGUCAGUUAUUCAAAUAAUAAAUGAGGAAGAAUUGCAAUUUUUGAAAACACUUACACGUGGGCGAAAUUUACUUAAUAGAACAAUAGAAAAAUUGAAUGAUUCUAAGGUGAUCCCAGGAGAUGUUGCUUGGAGGAUGUAUGAUACAUAUGGAUUUCCUAUAGAUUUAACGUAUUUAAUGUGCGAAGAGAGGGGUUUAACCAUAGAUAUGGAAGCAUAUGAAAAAGCAAAAAAAGAAUCACAAUUAUCUUCACAAGGAAAAGCUGCGGGCCAAGAAGAUUUAUUUGCUUUGGAUAUACAUGCUAUAAGUCAUUUAAAAGACACUGGUAUUCCAACUACAGAUGAUUCCCCAAAAUAUGACUAUACUCCAUCAGCUGCUGACAAAGAUGCGAAGUAUGAAUUUAAAACUUGCACAGGUACAGUUCUAGCUUUAAGAAAGAAUAAACAAUUUGUUGAUCAAGUUGUUUCUGGUGAUGAAUGUGGAAUCAUUUUGGACCGCACAAGUUUCUAUGCAGAGCAGGGAGGUCAAAUCUUUGAUGAAGGGUUUAUGGUCAAAGUAGAUGACGAAAGCGUAGAAUUUACUGUUAAAAAUGUUCAAGUUAAAGGUGGCUAUGUUUUGCAUAUAGGAAAAGUAGAAGGAUUACUAAAAGUUGGUGACACUUUGUCUCUCAACAUUGAUACAGAAAGACGAAGACUUGUUAUGAACAAUCACACUGGAACUCAUAUUUUAAACAAUGUUCUCAGAAAAGUUCUUGGAAACGAUGCUGAUCAACGCGGAUCUUUAGUAAUGCCUGAUCGCCUCAGAUUUGAUUUCACGAAUAAAGGUCCUAUGACUACAAAACAAAUAAAAGACACCGAAGAUCAAAUUAAAAGCAUUAUUAACGAAAAUAAACGCGUGUAUGCUAAAUACACAAAUUUAAGUGAAGCCAAAAAAAUUAAUGGCCUAAGAGCAAUGUUUGAUGAACAAUACCCAGAUCCAGUUCGUGUGGUGUCUGUGGGAAUACCUGUUGAAGAAUUGGAAAAUAACCCCGAAGGUCCCAAUGGAUUCGAAACCUCUGUAGAGUUUUGUGGUGGAUCCCACCUACACCAAACAGGACAUAUCGGAGAUUAUGUUAUCGUAAGCGAAGAAGGUAUAGCGAAAGGUAUCCGCCGGAUUGUAGCAUUGACAGGACCAGAAGCGGUAAAAGCUAUUAAUAAAAUGAGCAUUUUGGAAAACGAAGUUAACAAUAUAACUAAUUAUAUUAAAGAUCAGGGUGACAAUCUAAACCAGAAAGACACCGUGAAAAAGAUAGUAGAACUUACGAAUGAAAUUUCACAAGCACAGAUAGCAUAUUGGAAAAAAGAAGAAUUAAGAACUAUGCUCAAAAAUUUGAAAAAGCAACUUGAUGAUAAGGAACGCCUUGCAAAAGCCGCUACUAUUAAUCUUGUAAUUGAAAAAGCGAAAGAUAUAUGUUUAAGCGAAAAGUCCUCGGAAGUGAUUGUGGAGGAAUUAAAAGCUUAUGGCAAUACAAAGGCUCUAGAUGGUGCUUUAAAACAAGUCAAACAAUUGCUUCCAAACUCUGCAGCAAUGUUCUUUUCAGUAGAUGAUGAAUGUAAUAAAAUAUAUUGCUUAGCUGCAGUGCCCAAAAGUUUAGUAGAAAAAGGUUUACUCGCUUCGGAAUGGGUACAAUCCGUUGUAGGAAUUAUGAAUGGCAAAGGCGGAGGAAAAGCAGAAUCAGCUCAAGCUUCAGGAAGCAAUUCUUUGUGUCUUAAUGAAGCAAUAAAAAUUGCACGUGAAUUUGCAAUUUCUAAAACAACUAAUUCUUAAAUUGAUUACUUCAACGAGUUUAUAAUGAAUAAUAUGUAAGG
Messenger RNA from Zerene cesonia (dogface butterfly), 3111 nucleotides. RefSeq names its product alanine--tRNA ligase, cytoplasmic (gene AlaRS). Gene Ontology annotation, cellular component: mitochondrion; cytoplasm. The transcript is spliced from 2 exons. Gene Ontology annotation, molecular function: alanine-tRNA ligase activity; aminoacyl-tRNA deacylase activity; GTP binding. The coding region runs from base 161 to 3070 and encodes 969 amino acids. Gene Ontology annotation, biological process: translational initiation; alanyl-tRNA aminoacylation; tRNA modification. The record is from RefSeq and is a predicted model, not a curated record. Lineage: Eukaryota; Metazoa; Arthropoda; Insecta; Lepidoptera; Pieridae.